ACACUCACCUUUCACCUCGAUCUCGCAUACACACGCGAUGCUUAUCGCCGCCCGACCUUAGGUGGCUCGGCUGAGCUUGGCCUGUGUUCUUUCUCCCCUUUUGUCCCUUCGCCUUUCUGCUUCACUUCCCGCGUCCGCCUUUCUCCUCGACAUCUACUCAUACAGCAAAUUCGCAAACUCUCCCUAGACCCACAUCUGAGAGAGUCACCGGUGCAAUCUUCCCCUCUGGCCUCCGUAGAGAUCUCACCUAAAUCCGCUAUCGACCCUGCUACUUGGUAGAGAUGCCACGCCGAAUCUCCAACCCUUUCUCCAAUUCCACCAGCAUGCCGCAGCCCGAAAGGAGUGGCGAGAGGAGACCAUCGCAAUCCAGGGGCAACCGUCUUAGCCAAUUGUUCUCUUCCAGCCCCAAGAUCAAGGAUCAAGGAUCGGCUCAGCAAGCCCUGAUGGCCGUGCACAACGGCCCGUCUCCCUCCCUCCCGGCCUCGGGCCUGUCGCUGCCGUCCAUUUCUCUGUCUACGGCCGCCGUAGGCGAGCCGGAUGACAACGAGCCGCCGACCACGCUCUUCCAGCCGCCUUCCUCCACGGAAACCUCUCGGCAGAGGCGCUUUGAUGCCCAGUUCGGCCCAUUGAUUCACCCGACCCACCGCUACGUGAGCAAGCAUCAUGGGGAGCCACUAGAGGCCCCCGUCAUCGACGAGCCACCCUACUACUACGUUUUGACCACCUAUAUCAGCUAUCUACUUCUCCUUGCCUUGGGCCAUGUCAGGGACUUUUUCGGCAAGCGAUUUAGCAAGAAGCCGACUUACAAAACUCUCCGGGCCGCAGAUGGCUACGCGCCGCUCAAUGAUGACUUCGACAGCUUCUACACGCGGCGUCUCAAGAUGCGUAUCGACGAUUGCUUCGCCAGGACCAGCACCGGCGUUCCCGGCCGAUUCAUCAAUCUCUUAGAUCGUGUGUCGGACGACUUCAAUGAGACUUACAAGUACACGGGUGGUGUGACCGAGACCCUGAACAUGAGCUCGUACAAUUACCUGGGCUUCGCGCAGUCCGAGGGCCCGUGCGCUAAUGCCGUCGAGGAAUGUGUGAAAAAAUACGGUCUCAGCUUCUGCAGUCCCCGCUCGGAUUCGGGCACCUCGGAUCUCGUCAACGAAGUGGAGAGGGAAAUAGCUUCCUUCGUCGGAAAGCCGGCUGCCAUGGUCUUCUCGAUGGGUUUCGUUACGAAUUCCAGCUCGUUCCCCGCUCUCGUCUCCAAGGGUUGUCUGAUUCUGUCGGACGAGUUGAACCACGCUUCGAUCCGGCUCGGCGCUCGUCUCUCCGGCGCGGUUAUCCGUUCCUUUAAGCACAACGACAUGGCUGAUCUGGAGAUGCGACUACGCGAGGCCAUUGCCCAGGGGCAGCCUCGCACCCACCGUCCCUGGAAGAAGAUUUUGGUUGCGGUGGAAGGACUGUACUCGAUGGAAGGCACCAUGUGUGACUUGCCCGGUGUUUUAAGCCUCAAGGAUACUUACAAAUUUGCCCUGUUUGUCGACGAAGCCCAUAGUGUCGGAGCUCUCGGCCCCCGGGGGCGUGGUGUCUGCGACUACUUCGGCAUCGAUCCCAGCCGGGUGGAUAUUCUCAUGGGUACGCUGACCAAGUCCUUUGGCGCCAACGGAGGCUACGUCGCCGCCGAGAAGCACAUCAUCGACAAGCUGAAGAGCACGAACGCCGCCACCUCGCUGGGAGAGUCUCCUACUCCGGCCGUCCUGAUGCAGAUUCUGGCCUCUCUCAAGAUCAUCAGCGGCGAACUCGUUCCCGGCCAGGGCGAAGAGCGUCUUCAGCGCAUCGCUUUCAACUCGCGGUAUCUUCGUCUCGGCCUCAAGCGUCUCGGCCUGAUCGUCUACGGUCACGACGACUCCCCCAUCAUCCCCGUUACUCUGUACAACCCGCUCAAGUUCUCCACCGGCAUUGCCGGCGGCCUCAAGCCCCUGCCGGAGGGCGUCCACCCGGAAGAGGAGAAGGCGUGGCGCAAAGCGAACAAGCUCGAAGGCGUUUUCGAAGCGCCGCGCUGGGCGCUCGAAGACGUCAUCGCUCAAGGAGCGGAUGACGCCAAGAUCAGGUUACGAUAAGAAGGUGAUGACGAAUCCGCUACCACACGUAGCAGACGAGAAGAGAACUACAUCACGGCGUUACGUCACGGUAUGGGGAUAAUGUG
This is a messenger RNA of Durotheca rogersii, 2191 nucleotides long. RefSeq names its product serine palmitoyltransferase. The record is from RefSeq and is a predicted model, not a curated record. NCBI's taxonomy places the organism in Eukaryota, Fungi, Ascomycota, Sordariomycetes, Xylariales, Xylariaceae. Gene Ontology annotation, cellular component: serine palmitoyltransferase complex. Gene Ontology annotation, molecular function: pyridoxal phosphate binding; serine C-palmitoyltransferase activity. The transcript is spliced from 3 exons. The coding region runs from base 282 to 2105 and encodes 607 amino acids. Gene Ontology annotation, biological process: ceramide biosynthetic process; sphingosine biosynthetic process.